Castor canadensis (American beaver) is the source of this 354-nucleotide messenger RNA. RefSeq names its product ATP synthase membrane subunit e (gene Atp5me). Gene Ontology annotation, cellular component: proton-transporting ATP synthase complex. The record is from RefSeq and is a predicted model, not a curated record. Gene Ontology annotation, molecular function: proton transmembrane transporter activity. Gene Ontology annotation, biological process: proton motive force-driven ATP synthesis. Lineage: Eukaryota; Metazoa; Chordata; Mammalia; Rodentia; Castoridae.
UUCCGGAACCCGCGGUUGUGCUUCCGGUGCGAAGGUCAGGGACAAGAUGGUGCCCCCGGUGCAAGUCUCUCCGCUUAUCAAGCUCGGCCGCUACUCCGCCCUGGUCCUCGGCAUGGCCUACGGAGCCAAGCGCUACAGUUACCUCAAACCUCGGGCAGAGGAGGAGAGGAGGAUAGCAGCAGAGGAGAAGAAGAGGCAGGAUGAGCUGAAGCGGAUUGAGAAGGAGCUGGCCGAAGCUCGAGAAGACAGCAUCUUAAAGUGAGAAGCGCCAGCAAGCGUGUUUCCCAGCCCCAUUGGAUGAGUAAAGCUUUGUUGUGUGAUUCUCUGCCUUCCUCUCCUUAUUGCCUUAGUUGU